AUGAGCUACGAUCCGGAUACAGAAACAUGGAGAAACAUAGAAACCCCAGUUGAGUAUGAAUCAGAUUAUGUUCCUCCUUCUCUAGACGAAGUUGAUGAUGACAUGAGGAGUUCUCAGAAUUCACAGCCACAAAAUCGUAAGAGAAAGGUCAUUUCAGUUGAAGAUUCUGAUGAUGGUGAUGAUGAUGACGUUUUUGAAACUCAGAGAGAAGACUUCCCUGAAAGGAGAGUUGAUGGGAGAGCUAAUGCACCUCAGAAAAAGAAGGUGGUCUUUGGGGCUACAGUGAAAUCUAAUUCCCAACAGAAAAAGAAGAUGACGUUUGGGGCCAGAACUAAAAAUGGCAAAGGCAGUUCUUCUCAGAAAAAGAAGAAGGAUUUUGGUGUUGAUAAAGAAGAUGAGAUUGGCAUGUCAAGUCAGCCGAGUAGAAAGAAGAAGAAGAAAGGAAAGGCUAGUGAUAAGAUGCCAUCUUCGCAGAGUAAGAACAACACUGACAAGGAUGAGCGGGAUGAGAGUGAAAGUGACGAUGAGGAGGGAAGUGACACUGAGCAGCAGAAAGAGAGUAAGAAGCACUCACCAGUGUGGGAGGAUUUCGAUACAAUCAUUAAGAAAGAUGGAACACAGAAAGCACAAUGCAAGCAUUGUAACAAAGAAUAUGUGUUUCACUCCCACAAUACUGGUACAUCUUCUUUGAAGCGCCAUCAACAGAGAUGCUUGAUUACUAAGAGUAAGAAUGUGGCUAAUAUGUUGGUUACUGCUGAUGCCAAACUUAAAGCAAGGAAGAUUGAUCAGCAUGUUUUUCGCGAGAUGGUUGCUAAGUCAAUUAUUCAGCAUGAUCUUCCCUUUUCUUAUGUUGAAUAUGAAAGAGUCAGAGCUGUGUGGAAGUAUUUGAACGAUGAUGUGCAAGUGAUAAGUCGCAAUACCGCUGUCGCAGAUGUCAUCAAAUAUUAUGAGAAUGAGAAAGCUGCAUUGAAAAGGGAAUUGAGAAACCUUCCUGGUCGGAUUAGUUUCACUUCUGAUCUGUGGACCGCAGUGACUGACGAAGGCUAUGUGUGUUUGACAGCACACUACAUUGACAGAAAAUGGCAAUUGAAGAACAAGAUCCUAGUAUUCAAUGCUCUGCCACCACCACAUUCAGGUAUAAAGUUAGCUAUGCAUCUUCUUGAGAUGUUGAAAGAGUGGGGAAUUGAUAAGAAGGUGUUUUCACUCACCCUAGACAACGCUACUAGCAAUGAUUGUAUGCAAGAUAUCCUGAAAUCUCAGCUGGUUUUGCGUGAUGAUUUGUUGUGUGGAGGAGAAUUCUUUCAUGUUAGGUGUUCAGCUCAUAUCCUCAACUUGAUUGUGCAAGACGGUCUCAAAGUGAUUGGGAGUUCCUUGCAUAAAACCAGGGAGAGUAUUAAGUAUGUGACAGCUUCUGAAUCCCGUGACAUUCUUUUUAGAAGAAGUUGUGAAUCUGCCCGUGUAGAGGAGAAGAGAGAAUAG
Molecule: messenger RNA, 1479 nt
Organism: Microthlaspi erraticum
Lineage: Eukaryota; Viridiplantae; Streptophyta; Magnoliopsida; Brassicales; Brassicaceae
Source: the annotation of a GenBank genome assembly